This is a messenger RNA of Verticillium nonalfalfae, 1287 nucleotides long. RefSeq lists its product as uncharacterized. The transcript is spliced from 5 exons. Gene Ontology annotation, molecular function: NAD+ binding. The record is from RefSeq and is a predicted model, not a curated record. Lineage: Eukaryota; Fungi; Ascomycota; Sordariomycetes; Glomerellales; Plectosphaerellaceae. Bases 1 to 1287 code for a protein of 428 amino acids.
AUGCCUACUAUCCAGGUGUCGCCAGAUGCAGAUGAGCUGCUACAGAGUGUCGCCAAUGGAAUUUUGAAGUCGAGAAAGAUCAUUGUUGUGACUGGCGCCGGCAUCAGUACCAACUCUGGAAUCCCCGACUUCCGAUCCGAAAAUGGCCUAUACGCACUCAUCCAAGCGCAGUUCGACGCUGCGAACAAGGAUCCCGCUUCCCCGACUGCCCUGACACGAUCAAACUCUAGCACCUCUGUCGGGUUGACGGAGUUGCAGGAGGAUGGCCCUCCAACGAAGAGACGCAAGCUUGAGCAAACCGACGAUACUGUGCGGCAAGCUUCGCCUGGCGCUGUUUCCUCGCGAACGCAGGAUGAUCAAGUUGAAUGCUUGAGGAAUGGAGAUUAUGUCAAAACCGAAAGCCUACGUGCUGAGGAGCCUAUGCCCGGUCAAAUGACUGAACAUCAUGGCAACAUCGCCGAAAUCAGACCAGCACCCGCGGACGGCGCAUAUGUUGCCUCAUCACCCAGCCCUUCAGACGAGCAGCACGAGGGCAGCAUCACUCUCGCCUUCUUUGAAGCCGCACCACGAUGCCAACUGUGGGCGCUCAGAAUCGCCCGAGAGGAAAGGGGCAAAAGAGCUCUUGGUGUGGGUAAGCUCCGACCUGACAUUGUUCUUUAUGGCGAAGAGCACCCCAACGCGCACCUGAUCGACCCCCUCGUCAAGCAUGACCUCGCCCUUUAUCCGGAUUCCUUGCUGAUUCUCGGCACGUCGCUCAAGGUACAUGGUCUGAAGGUUCUCGUCCGCGAGUUCGCAAAAUCGGUACACAGCAAGGGAGGCAAGGUCAUAUUUGUCAAUUUCACCAAGCCGUCGGAGAGCUCUUGGGGUGACAUCAUUGACUAUUGGAUCCAGUGGGACUGCGAUGCCUGGGUAUCGAAUCUUCAAGAAAGAGUCCCUUUGUUGUGGCUGCCACCAGGAACCAAGCUUCCGGUGCCUGGCAAGAAGAAACGCGAGAGUACUGGUGAGACCAAGGCUGCAAAGAGGCGGUCUAGUGGCGAUGUUGGCAAACCAGUAGACACGGGUGAUUCAAUCAUGCCGGACAUAAAAGACACGGACGAGGACCCUCAUCAUGAUCCUCUUGGCCACCUGGAACAAACCUCCAAGACAGCUGCGCCACGACGACCGCAGAACGCCCCUGCCGGACAUGGCAAGAACAGCGGCUUCGCACAGAACCUUGUUGCCGUCGUCAGCAUCAUGUUCUGCGUUGCCCUCGACUACCAUCCUGUCCCGAACGCCUCUGCCCACUGA